Kluyveromyces marxianus DMKU3-1042 is the source of this 735-nucleotide messenger RNA. RefSeq names its product putative regulatory protein (gene MIG3). Lineage: Eukaryota; Fungi; Ascomycota; Saccharomycetes; Saccharomycetales; Saccharomycetaceae. Gene Ontology annotation, cellular component: nucleus; cytoplasm. Gene Ontology annotation, molecular function: RNA polymerase II cis-regulatory region sequence-specific DNA binding. Bases 1 to 735 code for a protein of 244 amino acids. The record is from RefSeq and is a predicted model, not a curated record. The transcript has a single exon.
AUGGCACCAUCCAACUCUAAUUCACCUGGCGAUAGGCCAUACCAAUGUGAAAUGUGCGGAAACAGAUUCCAUAGGUUAGAACACAAAACAAGACAUAUACGAACACAUACAGGUGAAAAGCCUUUUGCAUGCGCCAUCCCGGGCUGCAGUAAAAGUUUCAGUCGAAACGAUGAACUAAAAAGACAUACAAAGACACAUUUUAAGCCAAGGACAAGAAAGACAAGGUCUUCCAAGACGCAGUCGAAGUCAACUAGCCAUGUAAAUCUUUCUCAGUUGACUGACUCCACAAGUGAUAAAAUAUCUCUUCCACAACCUAUAUUACCUACGCUGAUACCAGAUAACUAUACGGGACCAACAAUGGUACCAGUACCCUAUCACUUGCAGAAAUCUAUAUAUCUGGAUGUUGAAAAACAAGUCAACCUAGCUCCUAUCUCCCAGAACUCUAGCACAAGCUCUUUGAACACUAUAUUCACAGAAAGUAGCGAUAUUGGAUCUUCAAGAGUAAGCAGCCUAACAAAUUCACCAAACCUGAGUUCCUCUUCACUUCAUGAGGACCAUUACCUCCGGACGAGUUCUAGUAAGAAUCUUCUCACAGCAUUAAGCUCUUUACAAGGAAUGACCCCAAUAAGAAAAAUAAACUCAUUUCAGGACCUCUCUUGUUCACAGGAUAACUUGGCUGGAAGAAGAAGCGACAGUUGUAUAUCAAUUUCAUCAUUGCUUAAUCCGGAAAACUAA